AUGCCCCGCGCGCGCGCGCUCGCCCGCGCCCUCGCGCGCGCCGUCGACGCCACCGCGCGCGUCGCCCUCGACGGCGCGUCGAUGCGCGCGACGUGCGCGCGGACGAUGACGAAACCUAACGACGCUCGCGCGGUGGCGACGGCGCGAACGCGCGCGCGCGCGUACUCGGUGGGACAGAUGGUGCAUCGAGACGUCCCGGAGGAUAACUCGACGAUGACGUGGACGUUCGAGGCGUCGGUGAGACCGAAAGUGGAUGCGAUCUUGCGGCGGUACCCGUCGAAUUAUAAGCGAAGCGCGAUGAUUCCGUUGUUGGAUUUGGCGCAGCAGCAAAAUAAAGGACACCUGACGUUGGCGAUGAUGAAUCACAUCGCGGAUGUGCUCGAGGUGGCGCCGAUUCGCGUGUACGAGGUGGCGACGUUUUACUCGAUGUUUAAUCGACAAAAGAUGGGCAAGCUGCACGUCAUGGUGUGCGGGACGACGCCGUGCAUGUUGCGAGGGAGCCGAGAGAUUGAAAAGGCGUUGGAGGAGUGGAUGGGGGUGAAAAAGUUUGAAACCACGGCGUGUGGGACGUUUACCCUGGGAGAGAUGGAGUGCAUGGGGUGUUGCGUCAACGCGCCGAUGAUCGCCGUGGCGGAUUACAGAAACGGCGUCGAAGGGUACUCGUACAACUAUUACGAAGACCUCACCCCGCAAACCGCGGUGAAGGUGUGCGAGGCGUUGAAAGCUGGGAAAUCGCCUCGCGUCGGGUCACAAAUUCGCGAUAAAGCGGAGCCGAUUAAGGGUUUAACGACGCUCACGGGUGACCCCUCCGGGCCGUUUUCGCGCGACUUGGACCAAAUCAAGGCGGACGUCGACGCCGCCGCCGCCGCCGCCGCCGCCGCCGCCGCGGCGGAGAAAAAGUAG
Molecule: messenger RNA, 903 nt
Organism: Ostreococcus tauri
Lineage: Eukaryota; Viridiplantae; Chlorophyta; Mamiellophyceae; Mamiellales; Bathycoccaceae
Product: Thioredoxin-like fold
Exons: 1
Coding region: 1-903 (300 amino acids)
Biological process (GO): mitochondrial electron transport, NADH to ubiquinone
Molecular function (GO): NADH dehydrogenase activity
Source: RefSeq, a predicted model, not a curated record